Phasianus colchicus (ring-necked pheasant) is the source of this 4548-nucleotide messenger RNA. It is a transcript of the gene PPM1B, whose product is annotated as protein phosphatase, Mg2+/Mn2+ dependent 1B. Gene Ontology annotation, molecular function: manganese ion binding; protein serine/threonine phosphatase activity; magnesium ion binding. Gene Ontology annotation, biological process: protein dephosphorylation. NCBI's taxonomy places the organism in Eukaryota, Metazoa, Chordata, Aves, Galliformes, Phasianidae. The record is from RefSeq and is a predicted model, not a curated record.
CUGGAAACUUUACUUCUAAAAUGCAUUGAAAAGAUAACACUGUUCUUUUUGCAAAACCUGGAUAUUAGUUUUAAUUGCAUAAAGCACUUAAGUUGCUUAACACAUUAAUUAAACAGUUCAAGUUUUUGCUCAGCUUUGAUUCACAGUGUUGUUGUGUAGAACCAGGAAUCACUCAGCAAAUGCAGAGAAAAUUCAUCAUUCUCUUCUUAUCGAGUAUGAGCAGUAUCCUCUGUAGGUUGUAAGUUGUACCUUGCUUCAAGUGAUUAUGCAGACGUUAACUCCUGCUCCUGGCUUUUGUUUGUAGGUUAACAAGGAAAUACUGUGUGAACUUGCACAGCUAGUUCACUCCCUUGACAUAUGUUAUUUUACUGUAAAAUCAAGUAGCCUAAUACCUAUAUGAAGAGGGGGAUGGAGUAUUUUACAUUUACUGUAUGUUUACAACAUGCUGUUAAGAAGUUGCAGUAUACUGGCAAAUCUGCACUGAGCUUUCAGCAUUGCUCUUUUCCUUCUCCCCCUAGCAUCUUGAACUUCUGUACUACCUUUUACUACCUUCUUCAUGACCCACGGCUGGGAGGGUUGAUAUCAGCAGUGGUAUUUGAUACCAUGAAGUCAGAUAUGACACGUGAGAUUUCACUUUGUUUUUAUUGGUGGUGAGAGAGUAGGUUGGCUGGUUUAUUUUAAAGCAGCAGUAAUGUGAUUGUCCUUCAAGGGUCAGAGAUGUUGCUGGUUGUUAAACAGAAUAAAAAAUGUAUUUCUGGUGCUUCUUUGAUCAGAGUCUUGAAAUUUGCAAAGGAUCUGGGUGAUGUAGUGGUUUUUGCUUCUUGUAGUGCUAGGAUUCAGCUUGAGGUUCAUCAGUGCGUUGUUACUAAGUUUAUAUAUUUAAUUAUCAGAAAGACUGAUGUGAUGCCUACUCUUCUGUAUAGUGGUAGGGGUCUUCAAAUUUGUCAGGGUUCUUGCCUACAGAAUUCUUUUCACAUGCUUGUUGUUGAAUGUUGGCUUUAAUUUUUUUAGCAGUGACAGGAGUUGGACUUGAUGAUCCUCGAUGUCCCUUCCAACUUGGGAUAUUCUAUGAUUCUUGAUUUACUUGCAAUGCAUUUGGCUGUUGCUUUCAUCUGAAGAAAACACUUUUAACAUGGUGAAAUGAAGCAUAUUCAGGGGUAAGAUACUCUUAGCUCAAAAUGGCUCUCUUGGAAUCCGUCAUAAUGUAAGCAGUCUGUCUCCAGGCUAGACGUCACCCUUGUCUAAUGAAUGUUCUCGCAUGCUCUUAGAGUAGUAUUGGGAGGAGUGAAGCCCUUUGCUUCUGGGAAGCAGAGAGCUUGUAUUUCCAUCUGCUUCUGUGAGUCAGCCCAUUCCAGAGGCGACUGGAGCAGCAUUAGAAGGACUGAGAUUGCCAAGCACCUCAUCACGAAAUACCAAAAUAAAGCAGAUGUUGUGUCCCAUACUGUUAUCUCAAGAUUUUGCAAGUCAUUCUGUUAUGUGCUCCUUGGCAGCAGGAAUGUAAACUAAUUCUUUCAACACUGAACUAGAACCUUGACAAGGUUGUGAUUGCAGAUUCAAUAUUGCAUAAACAUGGGUGCAUUUUUGGAUAAGCCAAAAACUGAAAAACAUAAUGCUCAUGGUGCAGGGAAUGGCUUGCGUUACGGCCUCAGCAGUAUGCAGGGAUGGAGAGUGGAAAUGGAAGAUGCUCACACAGCUGUUGUAGGUAUUCCCCAUGGCUUAGAGGACUGGUCCUUUUUUGCUGUCUAUGAUGGUCAUGCAGGAUCUCGUGUUGCAAAUUAUUGCUCCACACACUUACUAGAACACAUCACUAACAAUGAAGACUUUAGGGCAGCAGAAAAACCUGGAUCUGCUCUUGAACCUUCAGUGGAAAAUGUCAAGAGUGGAAUCAGAACUGGCUUUUUGAAAAUUGAUGAGUAUAUGCGCAAUUUCUCAGACCUCAGAAAUGGGAUGGACAGAAGUGGCUCAACAGCAGUGGGAGUUAUGAUUUCACCUGAGCAUGUGUACUUUAUCAAUUGCGGUGAUUCACGUGCUGUUCUCUAUAGGAAUGGACAAGUCUGUUUUUCAACACAGGAUCACAAACCUUGCAACCCAAGGGAGAAAGAGCGAAUCCAGAAUGCAGGAGGCAGUGUAAUGAUUCAGCGUGUCAAUGGUUCAUUGGCAGUUUCUCGAGCUCUGGGGGACUAUGACUACAAAUGUGUUGAUGGUAAAGGCCCUACAGAACAACUUGUUUCUCCAGAGCCUGAGGUUUGUGAAAUUUUAAGGGCAGAAGAAGAUGAGUUUAUCAUCUUGGCUUGUGAUGGAAUCUGGGAUGUAAUGAGCAACGAAGAGCUCUGUGAAUUUGUUAAGUCUAGACUUGAAGUAUCAGAUGACCUGGAAAAAGUGUGCAAUUGGGUAGUGGACACUUGUUUACAUAAGGGGAGUCGUGAUAACAUGAGUAUUGUACUAGUUUGUCUUUCAAAUGCUCCUAAGGUCUCAGAUGAGGCAGUGAAAAAAGAUGCAGAGUUGGAUAAGCACUUGGAAUCACGGGUUGAAGAAAUUAUGGAGAAAUCAGGUGAAGAAGGAAUGCCUGAUCUUGCUCAUGUUAUUCGUAUUUUAUCUGCGGAGAAUAUUCCUAAUUUACCACCAGGAGGUGGUUUAGCUGGCAAGCGUAAUAUUAUUGAAGCUGUGUACAGUAGACUGAAUCCACACAGAGAGACUGAGGGGGACCCUGGCGAAGCGGAGGAAAGUGGAACGCAGGGAAAAUUGGUGGAAACGUUCAGGCAAAUAAGAAUAAAUCAUAGGGGGAACUACCGCCACCUUCUGGAAGAGAUGCUGACUAGUUACAGGCUAGCUAAGAUGCAGGGAGAAGAGUGCACUGCUGAAUCAGCUGCAGCUUCUGCUUCAGAUAAUCAUGCUGGACCCAGUGACCCUGUACCACACAGCCCCACAGAAUCUGGGAGUCGCCUUGCUGAAAUGCAGAGCUCAAGUGAAGAUUCAGGGAUGAAUGAGAUGAGUGAUAAACAGACAUGAUGUCUUUGUUUUUCGUAGCAAAUUUGAUGCUUCUCUUCACUUGGCAUAUUUUCUUUUGUUUAUAUCUCAACAUUUGUCACAUCUAUCGUAGAAGUCUGUUUGUUUUCAGUUUCAGUUAUUUGUACAGAUUGUUGACAUAAACAUAUUUUUUUCCUUAGAAGUUGGAAGACUAUUGUAUAUUACAGUAGUUGCAUUUUAUGUUCUAUAGCAGCCAGUUAAGUUCCACAUGAGAUUUUGUUUUUAAAUCCUGUGACCCCCAACAAUAGGAACCUAAUAUGCUAAUGCAAAAAUAAAAGAAAAAUCAAAAAGCAUUUAAGUAUGUUCUCAGAGAACAUUUUGAUGGUAUGCUUGCUCAUUGUAAAAUAAUUCCCAUCUGAAUGGUAUCUUUUGUGCACAUGGUUUGAAUUUUAUGAAUACUUCCAUCCUUUUCCCCAGCAUAAUAACUGCAUGUUUGUAUUUGAAUUGUGUAUAGUUUAUAUUACAACUAAAUUACAAAACCUACGAUGUGUUAGUUUGUCACUUUUUCUUCCUGAAAUGUGUAUGUUUUUUUCAUUUUAGAUUGUAUCCAUUGUUCAUAAAUACUUAUUUUUUAGAUGACUGUAUUUUUGUUUUCCAGGUUGUAGCAUAACGUAUAACCAGAAAUGAAAAUGUACUUAGAAGUAGUUCAUAGUUUCAAGUUCUAAGAGUUUGUGUUGAAGUGAAAAUAAAGAAUAUGCUGUGGAAUAAUACCUGUAUGCAUAUUGACUCUUUUAAGCAAGUAAUAAACUUACUUUGAAAUGCUGUCUUUCUGCCAUUGAAACUUCUCAUAGCUUCUCAUUUUAACUUACCAUGAUGUUCAUUAGUUUCUACAAAUAUUUCAGUAAUUUUGAGUUUGACACACUCAUCCUUAGUCCUCAGUUUGGGCAACAUUUCUCAAUUUCAAGUUAAACAUCAGUAACAAAUGAAUAAACAAGUAGUUCUACUUAGGUUUACCUUCUACCAAAUCUUUUACUUGUCUUUUGGUGUAUGACACAUGCAUUUGGGUAGGCCAUGGAUGAUAGUGGGAUUUUACAGUGGUGAUGACUAAUCUGCUAGCAAGUUAAAUCUGGAAUUGCUGUGUCAGUAGUCAGUCUGUAACACAACAAUUGCAUAAGAGCAUCAGUGUUCAACAUAGGUACAUAUUUCACUGCCUCAAUGAAACAGAGCCUGAGGGAAUAUACAGUGAACCAGGGAAGUCUUAGAAGUUAAGUUUUAGUACUCUGUAGACUUUUUUUUUACUCUGUGGGUGCAGUGGUGUCUAUUGAUAGCUGUGAUGUAGUAUGGUUUUAGGUAAUGUUUAAGUCCUUAUGUUGUAGUAGUUUUACUGGGUUUGUGUCUCGUAAAAGUGAAUUGUCUUGUGUAGUUGCAGAGCAGAGCAUGUCUGUGUGUGGAAUUUGGCAGGUAUGAAAAAAGGGAAAUGUCUUUUAAUGCUAGUGUUCUAAUUAAUUGUGCCACUUAAAUCCAAAGUGCAACAAAAUGUUUUCCUUUGUUUUGGUAAGAAGUAAUGUUUCUCCUCUUCUC